AUGGACUCCCAGAAUCGCAGCAUGACCGUCGAGCUCCUCGUGGAAGCUGCGAAGAAGAACUGCAACAAGCAGUUUAUCUUCGUUACCCCGAACGAUCUGAGCAUGCUGAGACCGGAUCCGGUGGUGAAGAUCCAGAAGCUGGCCCCUCCGAGAUAUCGAGCUGCGUCGGCAGGCGCACAUGACGUUGAUAUGGAUGGAGUGGCCUGA
Phytophthora nicotianae INRA-310 is the source of this 207-nucleotide messenger RNA. RefSeq lists its product as hypothetical. The record is from RefSeq and is a predicted model, not a curated record. The coding region runs from base 1 to 207 and encodes 68 amino acids. The transcript has 2 exons. Lineage: Eukaryota; Oomycota; Peronosporomycetes; Peronosporales; Peronosporaceae.